Impatiens glandulifera is the source of this 4191-nucleotide messenger RNA. Its product is annotated as protein argonaute PNH1-like. Gene Ontology annotation, biological process: regulatory ncRNA-mediated post-transcriptional gene silencing. Gene Ontology annotation, cellular component: cytoplasm. The transcript is spliced from 22 exons. The record is from RefSeq and is a predicted model, not a curated record. NCBI's taxonomy places the organism in Eukaryota, Viridiplantae, Streptophyta, Magnoliopsida, Ericales, Balsaminaceae. Gene Ontology annotation, molecular function: RNA binding; protein binding. Bases 1317 to 4025 code for a protein of 902 amino acids.
GGUCUCGAGGAGGUUGAAUGACUGUCAACGUCAAAGUCUGAGUGCGUCGGCUGUUUCGGUGGCGAUAAUGAACUGUGAAGCACAGCCAAAGGGCCCCGCCCAAUCUGACUGCCGGAGCCAGCUGAAGGAGGAAGGAUUUCCUUCUUCCUUUACUGUCUAGUCUACUGUCUACUCUACUCUAUACUCCUCGUAUUUCCUUUCAACUUGGUGGGGUUACAAUUAAGAUCGUUUUCGUUCGUUCAACCGUUGUUGGGUUUAAUUCUCAGUCAUUAAUCCAAGCAGCGAGUCGUCAUUUUCAGUCAAUUUUCCCUUUCUUAAAGUGAUUUCAUCUACAAUACUGUUCAAAGGGUAGAAUUCUCCUGUAUUACGUUACUACAGGACCAUCUCAAUGCGGAAAGAGCGACAUGACGAUAGACAUUCUUGGCUACUAGCACUUCACCUCUUACCCAUCUGUCCUUUUUUCCUAUCUUCAUUUCCAUACACGCCUUUAGUCUCUUUCUGAUCAAAUUUGUUUACUUUCUGGUUUCAUUUCCUUUUAUCUGUAGCAGCAUCUAGCUAAGCUAAGCUAAUCUAUUCAUCAGCUUUUAAUUAAUUACUUCUCUUUUCUCUUCUGCAUGGUUAUGGUUAUGGAAAACAUUUAGAUCUUGCUGCUUUUGCUUCUGCUGCUGCUGUUGGUUUUUGAUUGACCCAUCUGUGUAAAAGCCAAAUACAGACCUAAUUGUGUGUUUAAAUUAUUUAUUUGUCUCUUAUAGCAUGCAUCUAUACUUAUGAUAUUCUCAAUGAGUUAAAACAAAGUUCCUUAUAUGUCGCUGAAAAGGGUUUUUUGUGUUGCUUUACUUUCUCUGCAAAGUUGGCUGGCCUACAAAUACAAAUGUGUGCUGUUAAACGAGGUGUGUAGUUGGUUUUUCUAAAGGUCCACUAGUUAAAAACUUACAUUCAUCUGUCUUCAUUUAUGAUUUAUCACUAUUUUCUUUUACUUAUCCUCCUAAUUUUACCCACUAGAUUAGUGUUUCAUUAAAUUAUUGGUUUCUCUAGUUUGUAUAAAAGUUUAGCUAGGAUAGUAUUUGUUUUCACAUGGGUAGUCUGCAUGUCUUUAUGUCUCUCUUUUCUUUACUUUAAGAUCAAAGCUGCUCAGAGAAUAACAGGUCUGAAGAAGAAUAAAUAAGUUAGCUAUUGAGAUUUUAUUCUCACCUAUUAUACAUACAUACACACACCCUUUUACUUCUUUCCCUCUCUCCUUUCUCUACAUGUACCUAAGAUCAUUAUAAGUCUAUAAUGGUUGACAUGUUUUAGAAUUAUUUGAAGGUUUCUGAAACAUGCCUUCAGAAAUGCCUCAUUGGCAACCUAAAGGUAUAGAGAAGGCUAAGGGAAGGAGGAGAGAUAGGAGCACCAAUGUGGAAACUUUUUCUCAUCAAAUUAAGCCUGAAAAUGGUGUUGAUUCUUCUUCUCUAUCAGAAAAGAGUCUUGUUUUUCAAACUAGACCUGGUUUUGGCCAAAUGGGUACCAAGUGUAUGGUAAAGGCCAAUCAUCUCUUAGCUGAGAUAUCAGACAAGGAAUUGACACAAUAUAGUGUUGAAAUAAAACCUGAUGUUCAUUCUACCAUGGUGAAUAAAGCUAUCAUGAAUGAUCUAGUUACGUUUCAAAGACAUACCAUGUUGGGUGGGAGGCUUCCUGUUUAUGAUGGAAGAGGAACACUUUAUUCUGCUGGGCCGCUACCUUUUAAAUCCAAGGAAUUCAUAAUAAAGUUGGAAGAAGAGAAGGAAUCCACAGGACUUGUUUAUGUAAUCAGGGAAAGAGAAUAUAGGGUGAGAAUCAAGUUUGUAGCUUGUGCAAAUAUAAGUCAAUUACGUGACUUUCUAUCCGGUAAGAAAGUUGAUGCCCCUGUGGAAGUGCUCAAAAUGAUUGAUAUUGUUUUGAAGGAGCGUGCUUCUCAAAGGAACCUUUCAGUUGGGAGAUUUUUUUAUUCACCAAAUUUAAAGAAACCACAGUCACUAGGAAAUGGUUUACAAGUAUGGAAGGGUUUCUAUCAAAGUAUAAAACCUACACAAAUGGGAUUGUCUCUGAAUAUAGAUAUGUCAUCAACUGCUUUCAUUGAGCCUCUUCCUGUUAUUGAAUACGUGGCUCAAAUUCUGGGUAAAGAUGUUUAUAGUAGGCCACUGUCUGAUGCCGAGUGUGUCAAGGUCAAGAAAGCUCUUAGAGGUGUCAAAGUAGAGGUUACUCACAGGGGAAGUAUGAGGAGAAAGUAUAGGGUUUCUGGUUUGACAUCACAACCUACUAGGGAGCUAAUUUUUCCAAUUGACGAAGAGAAGAAUAUGAAGUCAGUCAUUGAAUACUUCCAAGAGGUUUAUGGUUUCACCAUUCAACAUGCACAUCUACCUUGCCUCCAAGUGGGAAGUCAAAGAAAAGUCAAUUAUCUACCUAUGGAGGCCUGCAAGAUAGUUGGAGGGCAGAGAUACACAAAGAGGCUGAACGAUAAGCAGAUAACGUCUUUACUGAAAUCAUCAUGUCAACGCCCUCUUGAGCAAGAGAUGGACAUUUUGCAGACUAUUCAUCAAAAUGGAUAUAAUCAAGAUCCAUAUGCUAAGGAAUUCGGCAUCAGUAUAGAUGACAAGCUUACUUCAGUUGAGGCUCGAGUGCUUCCGGCGCCAUGGCUGAAGUAUAAUGACAAUGGCAAAGAAAAGGAGAUUUUACCCAAAGUUGGACAAUGGAAUAUGAUGAAUAAGAAAGUCGUAAAUGGAAGCACUGUCGAUUGUUGGGCUUGCAUAAACUUUUCACGGGGGAUCCAGGACAGCGCUGCUCGUGCCUUUUGUCAGCAGUUGGUACAGAUGUGCCAAUGUGCUGGACUGGAGUUUAAAAGUGAGCCUGUUAUAGCCAUUCACUCUGCUAGAGCCGAUCAAGUAAGGAAAGCCUUGAAAUUUGUGUGUAAUGCCGCCUCAAAUAAACUUGGAGGAAAGGAAUUGGAACUGCUUAUUGUCAUUCUUCCAGACAACAAUGGCUCCCUUUAUGGUGAUCUGAAACGAAUAUGUGAAACCGAGUUGGGCUUGAUUACACAGUGUUGUUUAACAAAGCAUGUUACGAAGAUUAGCCGACAAUACCUUGCAAAUUUGUCGCUUAAAAUUAAUGUGAAGAUGGGAGGAAGGAAUACUGUUUUAUUGGAUGCAAUAAAAUCAAGAAUCCCCUUUGUCAGCGACGUUCCGACAAUAAUAUUUGGGGCAGAUGUAACUCAUCCCGAGUCUGUAGAGGAGUGUAGUCCCUCGAUAGCAGCUGUUGUUGCUUCCCAAGACUGGCCAGAAGUUACAAAGUAUGCUGGAUUAGUGUCUGCUCAGCCUCACAGGCAAGAACUGAUUCAAGAUUUGUAUAAAACAUGGAAAGAUCCUCAAGGAACUGCUGUCUGUGGAGGCAUGAUCAGAGAGCUUUUAUUGUCUUUCCAAAAGGCGACUGGACAAAAACCGAUGAGGAUAAUAUUUUACAGGGAUGGGGUUAGCGAUGGACAGUUUUACCAGGUUCUGUUAUAUGAGCUCGAUGCAAUCCGUAAGGCGUGUGCUUCAUUGGACCCGACUUAUCAGCCACCUGUAACAUUUAUUAUUGUCCAGAAGCGACACCAUACACGACUAUUUGCAAGCAAUCAUAACGACAAGAGUAGCAUUGACAAGAGUGGGAAUAUCUUACCUGGGACAGUUAUCGACACCAAGAUUUGUCAUCCUACUGACUUUGAUUUCUACCUUUGCAGUCAUGCCGGAAUCCAGGGAACCAGUAGGCCGGCUCACUAUCAUGUUCUGUGGGAUGAGAACAAUUUCUCGGCCGAUGAGAUCCAAUCUCUAACAAAUAACCUAUGUUACACAUAUGCCAGAUGCACACGGUCAGUGUCUUUAGUGCCACCAGCUUAUUAUGCUCAUCUAGCAGCCUAUCGAGCCCGAUUUUACAUGGAACCGCACGCCCAUGAGGGUCUUAAUUCAGCACGCGGUUGUUUCAGACCAUUGCCUGCCUUAAAGGAGAAGGUAAAAAGUGUGAUGUUUUAUUGUUGAAAGUCGAGCAAUUAUCAACUGUUUGAUGCUGCAGCUGGUUGUUUAUAUUGUAUAGAGAUCAUAGUAUGUUUUUAGGGAAAUUUUCGGAUAUGCUGCUGGUUAAGGAAAAACAAAUAGGGAUUGUAUUAAACUGUUUGUUUAUGUUUCAAAUGUCUCCUUUGGUUAU